CAUUUAGUCCCUCAAGGAAGUACAAGACAAAUUAUCUUGUUACAGUGGUGUGAGCACAAGACCAAGUUUGUGGAGUAGUUUUCUUUGAUUUCACCUGUCUGAGGAGAUUUUUUCAUCACUCUCACGCUGGAUUUCAACCUGAUCUGAGCGCAGAGGGAGGACAGAGCGACUGAACAGAAGAGGGAGAGUGAACAAGAGAAAAGCCAGACAUGGAGGCAUUCAGCUCCAAGGACAUGGUGCUCAAGGCCCAGAAAAAGAUGCUGAGCCAAAUGGCCAACAAGACUACAGUGCAGAUGUUCAUCGAUGAAACCAGCAGCGAGAUUCUAGAUGAGCUUUACCGUGUGUCAAAGGAGUACACUGGGAACCGCUCAGAGGCCCAGAAAGUGGUGAAAGACCUCAUUAAAGUGGUGGUGAAGAUAGCUGUCCUUUUCAAGCACAAUCGAUUCAAUGAUGAGGAGCUAAAGAUGGCCCAGGAUUUCCAAAAGAAACUGCACCAGGGAGCCAUGACGGCCAUCAGCUUCAACGAGGUAGAUUUCACCUUUGACAAAGCAGUUAUGUCAGAGAUCCUGAAAGAAAGUAGAGACAUGCUUCUGAAGCUUGUAAACACUCACCUCACAGCAAAAUCCCACGGACGCAUCAACCACGUCUUCAACCAUUACGCUGACCCUGAGCUCCUCACCGAGCUUUACAACCCAUCCGGGCCUCUCAAACCCCACCUCACCAAAAUCUGCAACGGGCUUAACAAACUGCUGGAGGACGGGACGUUAUGAGGACGGCAAAGCAUUGAAAGACUUUUACAGGAUUGGCAACCACCCGUUAUCUCAGACUGCGUACAAUGCAACCAAAGAAGCAAAAAAGUGACUGACUGAUGGUGUCACACUUCAGUCCAACCCCUGAAAUAGUGUUGCUGUGCUAUUAAUGAAUAUUAGAUCAGUCAUUGGCCUGAUAGUGUUAACACAGCCACUGUUACUACCUAAGUGAGCUCAGAUCAAAUGUACCAUCUGAACAAUUUUUUAAAGCUCUGAGACUCCAGCUGCGUUGGAUAGAGGUUUUCAAGACUACUUUUUUUUUAAUGACGUCUAAACCACUGGGGUUCAGCUAUUCUGCUGUAAACUAAAGCAGAAAAUUGUAUUGUUCAAAACUGUUAAUAUUUUGGAGCUGAUUAUGUACCUCCCAGGACAACAAAAUAACAAAAACCAGAACACACAAACACAUUUAGAAAGACAUUCUAUUCACGCUGCCAUCUACUGUAGUGUUACCCUUAUGGCUAAGAUACAGUACAAAUCAAAGCUUGGCACUACACAGUCAACAAUUAUAUUUUGACAUGAACAGCCCUGAGGGGGAUCGGCUGUGUUCUAAAAGGGAACAACCACCAAAACAAUUUCUCUAAAACAAAAGCCCUCGCUUUUGCUAAAGUAAUUUGCAUAUUGUGUUGCAAGUUGAAACACACUAAUGUUUAAAAUUUUGAGAUCAGUAAGAUUAGUUUCUCAAAACUUUCAGUAGGGGAUGCGUUAAAUUGACAAAAAAUUGAUACAAACGUUUAUUUCUAAUAAAUGCUGUUCUGUUAA
This is a messenger RNA of Carassius gibelio (silver crucian carp), 1568 nucleotides long. Its product is annotated as tumor necrosis factor, alpha-induced protein 8-like protein 2 B. The record is from RefSeq and is a predicted model, not a curated record. Gene Ontology annotation, biological process: regulation of apoptotic process. The coding region runs from base 210 to 770 and encodes 186 amino acids. Gene Ontology annotation, cellular component: cytoplasm. Lineage: Eukaryota; Metazoa; Chordata; Actinopteri; Cypriniformes; Cyprinidae. The transcript is spliced from 3 exons.